AUGUUUACAAAAUCACGGGACAGAAGUGAAUCUCACGGGUCUAAGGAUUCUUUGAACGACUUCUUGACUGGUUCACGAAGUUCGUUAGAACUUAGACCUGUUUCAACUGUGAGAAGAAAUCAUGGAGACAGCAUGGAUGAGGGCUCGUUGAAGUCGUCAGCUACGGGAAGUUCAUCGAUCCCUGAACUCGCAGUUCCCUUGUCUACCCAGAGUACAAAAAGUAAGACACGUAAUGGUCAUUCGUACAGUGCAUCAAUAGAUACAUCGUUAUCUCAGGGGAGUAAUGAGAGUAAUACCGAUUUAGAUGCACUGGAUACUGAUAGUACGGACGAGUUUCACAGUAUUAGAGAUAUGGAAGUGUACUCUGAUUCACCGAGUGGUAAGGAUAACGAUGGAGAUCAUUCUGAUAGUCGAAUAGCGAGUGGAAACAACUACAUAGACCAUAGGAGGAUGGUUAGCCCGCUUACUUCUCUAGAAUUUCUUCCUGUGGGAUCUUCACGAAACACUGAAAGUAACGAGAAGAAUUCCUCAGAGUCAGUUGGAGAGGGAAUUACUAGCGAAGAUUCUGAAGAUGAGACAGAUGAUAUAGAUACAUAUGAUGGAGAAGGAGAUGAUGCACCCGGUGCAGAUCACAUUCCUCUAUUUGGAGAGAAAAAAAUAGGCGAUGAAAUGCCUAGCGUAUCGCAGAAAGUGGACAAUCAAGACAGGCUCUACGAGACUUUAAACAUAUUGAAUGAUGUGAGGAAAUUGAGGGAGAUGAAAUUCUUUGACGCCAAAUACAAUGAAAAGAUGAUCGAUUUGAAGAAAGCUCAGGUCGGGAUGAUGGUGGAUAUGAUUCAGAUGAACGAAAAUUCGUUCAGAGAGUUCUACGAAGUUUGGGAUGCACUAGAGGAUAGAGGAGAGGAGGAAGAAAGAGAAGUGGAGGAAGAGAAAGAGCAAAAGAAGCACAAGUUCAGAAAAAAGAAGUCUGAGCAUCAGGAUAAACCUUUAGUUCAUUUGGAUAUCAAUGAAAGUGCGUUAUUUGGCCAGCUCGGAGAAAGGAAUGAAGUGGUGUCCCAAGAUAUUGACAAAAUUAAAGACUCUGUAAAGCAAAUUGAUGAGUACACAAAAGGAUUAUGGGAUAGCUGA
Messenger RNA from Brettanomyces nanus, 1128 nucleotides. RefSeq lists its product as uncharacterized. The transcript has a single exon. The coding region runs from base 1 to 1128 and encodes 375 amino acids. NCBI's taxonomy places the organism in Eukaryota, Fungi, Ascomycota, Pichiomycetes, Pichiales, Pichiaceae. The record is from RefSeq and is a predicted model, not a curated record.